AUGAUUAGUGUUACAGGGGAGGACAAAAUUGUUGCUGGAGAAAAAGGUAUUUAUGCCACUCUUAAGUUGAGCUAUGAUUAUUUGAGGGGUGAGCAAAUCCAGUUUUGUUUCUUGUUAUGUUCACUGUUUCCUGAAGAUUAUGAAAUCUCUUUAGACGAAUUGGUUAGAAUUGGAAUGGGGUUAGACUUGUACCAAGAUGUUAACUCUAUUGAAGAGUUAAGGAAACAAUUUCGCGUUAUGGUUAAUAAUCUGAAGGCUUCGGGUUUGCUAAUUGAUGCUGGGGAAGAGGUCGUAAAAAUGCAUGACAUGGUUCGUGAUGUUGCCAUAUGGAUAUCAUCCAAGGGAAAACAUGUAUUCAUGAAUAAAUCUAGCAUGGGAUUGACAGAGAGGCGUCAAAAGAACAUGCUUGAACAAUGCACAGCAAUUUCCUUGAUGGACAAUGGUAUUGACAUAAAUUUGCUUCCUCAAAGCUUGGUCUGUCCUAGGCUUGAAAUUUUACUACUGAAUUUUGGAAUCGGUGAUGAUUCAGGUGAAAUCAAGGGUUCUCCAGGUGAAUUUUUUAAAGACAUGAAGGCACUUCAAGUUGUAACUUUAAUUGGUGUGGAUCCGAUGUCAUUUAAAUCACUUGAAUUAUUGACGAAUCUUCGAAGUCUAAAACUGAAAUACUGCGGAUUGCAAGACAUCUCAUUUCUCGGAAAGUUGACAGGACUUAAAGUUCUGGAUUUGGAAGAUUCUUCUUUGGCUGGAGAAUGGCCCAAAGAAUUGGGGGAUCAACUAAGUGAAUUGAGAGUACUGGACGUGCGUCUGUCUGAAGAACUGAGGAUUCCACGAGAUGGGUUACGAAGAUUUUCUCAAUUAGAAGAAUUAUACACUGACUAUGAUUUCUCUUGGGACUCAGAUGAGACUACUAGUGUAGAGGAAAGUUGUGCCACCCUGUAUGAGUUAAAUUCACUUUCAUGCUUGGUCACACUGUCACUACAAAUGGAACAUAGAUGCCUUCCAAAUGAAUUUGCUUUCCCAAAACUGGAAAGGUAUGAGAUAGGGGUGGCAGGAGGUUUGCAAAAUUAUUUCCCAAGCGUUGAUCAAACGUGCUUCAGUGAGUUGAUUUAUCUUGAAUCUGGAAAAUGUGAGGAGUUGAAUUGCAUCAUAGAUAUGUCGCAACGGCAGGCACCAGCCGCUGCAUUCUCAAAUCUGAAGACAUUGAUUUUAUCUAAUAUGAGCCAUCUAGAAGAGAUAUACAAAGGUGCAGAGCCUCCAAAUACGUUUCUGGAAAAACUGGAAACCGUGAAAAUUUCAGAAUGCCACAGUAUGUGUAACGUAUAUCCACCAAUGUUGCUUCAGAGACUCCAUCAAUUGAAAAAGGCUGAGAUCAUUUCCUGCAAUAAACUAUCUGAAGUAUUCAAACUUGAAGGCUUAUGCCUGACAGAGGGAGAAAAUAGUGCGGUGCUUUCAAGUUUAGAAUCAUUAAAGCUGUGGAAUUUACCAGAAUUGAGGUUUAUAUGGAAGGGACCCGUCCGACUUGUAAGCUUCUCAAAUCUUGCACAUGUUGAAGUGGUUGGCUGCAGUAACUUGAAAAAUCUCUUCGCAUUGUCAAUUGUGCGACGUCUGGUGCAGUUGGAGGAACUCAUAAUAAGUGAUUGUGGCAGGCUGGAGCAUAUUGUCUCAGAUUAUAGCCAGGGCGACGAAAUUGCGGAGAUAGAAAAUGGAAAAAAUAUCGUGCUCCCUAAGCUAAUAAAGUUAGGACUUCAAACACUCCCAAAACUCAUCAGCUUCUGUUCUGAAAAUUAUUAUUCAACUUGUCCAAUUUUGCAACUGUUAGAAGUUGAUGGUUGCCCCAAUUGGACUACGCCUAUUAUUGUUGAAGCUAAUAUGAGGAUCCUCCAGAGGUAUUUUCUGCAUUUGCAAGAUGGCAAUGAUGAUAUAAUUCCGGUCACGUUGGUUCAUGGCUUACAAAAUUUGGAAGACGUGGAACUUAUAGGUUGUGCUGUCCAAGUGGUAUUCCAGCUUGAAGGUGUUGUUGCUGAGAGACGAAAACACAAAUUAUCGUUCCCAAGUUUGAAGAAUUUGAAAUUGAACUUUUUAGAGAAGUUGGAAGGCUUAUGUAUGGGUCUCAGUCUCAUGAGCCUUCAAAACCUUACCAAUCUAGAAGUGGAUUCAUGCAGUAGGCUUAGAUAUAUCUUCUCUGCUACUCUUGCUCGAAAUAUGAUGAAACUUAAAUAUCUAGAUAUCAGCAAUUGUGCUGAAUUGGAGCAAAUCAUUGUUGUGGAGGAGGAAGAGUACCAAGCCUUCUUGAACAAUAAUCUCCAACCUGAAACCUUUCGGAAUCUUUUAGAAGUUGUGGUCGAAAGUUGUAGUAAAUUAAAAUGUCUGUUUCCAACCACCAUAGCCCGAGGUCUUCAACAACUGGAAGAAUUAUAUGUAGAAGACAACUUCCAAUUAGAAGAGGUAUUUGGACAUAAAGAGGUAGCUGGCAUCAUGGAAGACGAAGAAAUUAUGCUGCCUCAACUAAACUACUUGAAACUCAGAGAAUUACCAAGCCUCACUAACUUCUGUCCUGGGGGAUGUCACUUCAAAUUUCCAUCUUUGCGAAACUUGGAAUUUGAAGAUUGUGGUGCGACAGUUCCAAUAUUUUCCUUAACCGGAGAUGAAUGUGUGCAUGCUGAUGAAAAGAAGUUACGAGUUUUACGCAUUGGAGACUGCAACAACUUGUGUGGCGGAACCUCUGUGUUCAGUUACGGCUUCAAUAAUUUGGAAGAUUUGAGUAUUAGGAAUUGCGGAGUAAAAGUGGUAUUUCAGCUAGGAGAUGUUGCAGUUGAUGGACAAUCACAUCAGUUAUCAUUCCCAAGUUUGAAAAACUUGGAGUUGCGCGGUCUAAAAGAAUUAGAAGGCUUAUGUAACGGUUCCAAGCAUGUUUUAAGCCUGCAAAAUCUUACCACUUUUAAGUAUUUGUUUCUGUCAUAG
Molecule: messenger RNA, 2961 nt
Organism: Pistacia vera
Lineage: Eukaryota; Viridiplantae; Streptophyta; Magnoliopsida; Sapindales; Anacardiaceae
Product: probable disease resistance protein At4g27220
Exons: 4
Coding region: 1-2961 (986 amino acids)
Source: RefSeq, a predicted model, not a curated record